AUGAGUUAUGGUCAGAAAGACAAUGAUCUUCUCAAGCUCGCCAAAGACAUCUACUUCGCCGAUCAGAAGACAAAAUUCACGCUUGACCAUGCUUGGUGUGUGUUGAGGUAUGAGAAGAAAUGGCUCAGCCUUAACACUCCUAAGCCUAGUGGGAAUUCAAAGCAAAAAGAGACAUGCUCCCAAGCUUUAAGCUGCCCCGUAGGUGAUCCUGAGGUCCAUCCUGAAGGUAUCAAGGUGGCGAAAGCUAAAAGGAAGAAUACCGCGCCAGUGAGGUCUAUGGAGGAGUGUCAGACCGUUUGGGAGAUGAAGAAGGAUGAUCUCUUGAUGAAGGAGAUACUAACAAAUCUUGCGAUUCUUGACACACUUCUAGCCAAGAAUCAACCACUUACUGAGGCUGAAGAAGUUGUCAAGAAUAAGCUAUUGGCGCUGUAUUUCUAA
Brassica oleracea var. oleracea is the source of this 438-nucleotide messenger RNA. RefSeq names its product glutathione S-transferase T3-like. The record is from RefSeq and is a predicted model, not a curated record. Lineage: Eukaryota; Viridiplantae; Streptophyta; Magnoliopsida; Brassicales; Brassicaceae. The coding region runs from base 1 to 438 and encodes 145 amino acids. The transcript has a single exon.